Molecule: messenger RNA, 2011 nt
Organism: Nerophis lumbriciformis (worm pipefish)
Lineage: Eukaryota; Metazoa; Chordata; Actinopteri; Syngnathiformes; Syngnathidae
Gene: tdp1
Product: tyrosyl-DNA phosphodiesterase 1
Biological process (GO): DNA repair
Cellular component (GO): nucleus
Molecular function (GO): single-stranded DNA binding; double-stranded DNA binding; 3'-tyrosyl-DNA phosphodiesterase activity
Source: RefSeq, a predicted model, not a curated record
GGGGAAUGUUUUUUUUGUGUGUGUGUAGGAAGUUUCUAGCCGGACUGGUAACUUCAGCGCACAGCUCUCUUGCUUUGUUUUGUCUCAUGGAAGUCGAUUCCAAAUCAUCUUUAACAACUUGAUUUCCAGCAACUCUCGUUUUGUGCAGGCAUGUCUCAGGACAGCCAACACGGCAGAUGGGCCGUCUCCAGCAGUGACGAAGACAACGACGAGCUUCCUCUAUCGGGUACAACACCCAGACCCCCUCAAGCGGCUCCGUCCAGCCACAGCCCUCCCUCCGCCUCCAAAACCGAGUCUGUCGCGGCCCCGGCACCGGUCAAACCAGAACCGAGUCUCAGUCCGGAACCUUCCCUCGUCAUGGGCUCUCAGGCCAGACAGCAGGCCGCUCGGAACCAAUCGGAGUCGUCUGCCGCUGGGAAGAGGAAGGUGGCGGCGUCGGAUGGCUCGGGCUGGGCGCUGUCUGACAGCGAUGAAGAUAAUGACGACGACGAUGAUGAUGAUGAGGCGAAGAGUGUGAAGAAGCCCCCCAGCUCCAAACGCAAGAAAGCCAUGGUGGAGACGGAGCGCCCGCCCAGCCCCCACGGGCGCGUCUAUUACAUCGAUGAGCCCGACGACUUCUUCGAAGCCAGUGUUCCUCGUCUGGACGACACCUACAGGUUCUACCUGAACAAGGUGACGGGCCUGGACAGGAAGUACAACAGCGGAGCGCUGCACAUCAGAGACAUCCUCUCUCCAUUGUUUGGCACCUUGAAGGAAUCUGCUCAGUUUAAUUACUGCUUCGACGUGGGCUGGAUGGUGGAUCAGUAUCCUGCAGACUUCAGGGAUCGUCCCGUCCUCCUGGUCCACGGGGACAAGCGGGAGGCCAAGGCUCGGCUGGUGCAGCAGGCCAAGCCCUUCUCCCACGUGCGCCUGUGCCAGGCCAAGCUGGACAUCGCCUUCGGAACUCACCACACGAAGAUGAUGCUGCUGUGGUACCACGAGGGCCUCCGAGUCGUCAUCCUGACCUCCAACCUCAUCCGAGCAGACUGGUACCAGAAAACACAAGGGAUGUGGAUGAGUCCUCUGUUUCCACGGUUACCAAAAGGCAGCAACGACACCUGCGGCGACUCGCCCACCUUCUUCAAGAGAGACCUGCUGGACUACCUGGCCUCCUACCGGGCCCCCGAGCUGGAGGACUGGAUGCAGAGGAUCAGGGAGCACGACCUGUCCCAGGCCAGGGUGUACCUGGUGGGCUCCGCCCCCGGCAGGUACGUAGGAGCUGACAUGGAGCGCUGGGGCCACCUGAGGCUGAGGAAGCUUUUGUUCGAACACGCCGACCCCGUCCCCGGCGAGGACCGGUGGGCCGUGGUGGGUCAGUUCUCCAGCAUCGGCUCCAUGGGGCCCGACAGGAGCAAGUGGCUGGGGGGGGAGUUCCAGCGCACCCUCACCACUCUGGGCAAGUCGUCGCUGCGGCCCGACCCGCCUAUUCACUUGUUGUACCCGUCAGUGGAAGACGUGAGGACGAGUUUAGAAGGCUAUCCUGCCGGGGGUUCUCUUCCCUACAGCAUCCAGACCGCCCAGAAGCAACUUUGGCUUCACUCUUACUUCCACCGCUGGCAAGCGGACGCAACCGGGAGGACUCACGCCAUGCCGCACAUCAAGACGUACAUGAGGGUGUCACCGGACUUCACUCAGCUGGCCUGGUUCCUGGUCACCAGUGCCAACCUGUCCAAAGCGGCGUGGGGGGCUCUGGAGAAGAACAACACUCAGGUGAUGGUUCGAUCCUACGAGCUCGGAGUCCUCUACGUGCCCAAGGCUUUUAACAUGAAGACGUUCCCGGUGCAGAAAAGCCCGUUUCCUGUCUCGGCGUCUUCCUCUGGGUUCCCCGUGCCCUUUGACCUUCCGCCGACGCGCUACUCUGCUCAAGAUCAACCUUGGAUCUGGAACAUUCCAUACGGCCAGGCUCCUGACACACAUGGCAACGUCUGGGUUCCCUCCUAAAAUUAUUAAUAAUAAUAAAAACACACACAAA